AGUGAAACAGCCGACAGUUAAGCUCCCCGAAAAGAAGUUCGCGUCUGCCGAAGUAAAGAUUACAUUUCUCUAUCUUUUUUUAACCUCUGAAUCCCAUUAUCAGAGCCACUGUUUUACCUGUUUGGGGCGUUUGCGGACACUGACAGGAGGGCCCUGAUGGACCGGCUGACUCUGUCCCACAUAGAUGAGCAGCUGGACUCCUCCAACGUGGCCGAGCUCUGCUUCCUGUGUAGUGAUGUCAUCAACAGGAAGCGUCUGGAGGGGAUCGAGGACGCGAAGAAGCUCUUCAUGAGACUGGAGGAAAAAGGUUUGCUUGAGAACAGUUGUUUCCUGUCCCAGCUGCUCAGGACGAUCCACCGAGCCGAUCUCCUGGGCCUCCUGCAGCCUGAGGCCGAGGAGACGGACGCCAACCCGGUCCUGGCCGAGUACAGAGUGAUGCUGUACAACAUAUACGAGGACAUGACCACGGAGAAUCUGGAAAAAAUGAAAUAUUUACUGAGCAGCGACCUGGGCAGAAGACAGCUGGAGAUCAGCGACACUGCGCUGGAUGUGUUUUUGGAAAUGGAGAAGAUGGGAUUAAUUAGUCGAAGCAACGUCCAAAAGCUCCACGAGCUGCUGCAGCAGUUUGAUCAGAAGCUGGCAUCGACUGUGCACAACUACAUGCAAGGGCAACAGCAGCAGCGUGGAAACGUAGUGGCCCCGCACGUCAGCAUGGAUCAGCAGAAGUCCAGCCACAGCCCUCGGCCUUCCCAAGUGUCUCUGUCCACGCCGGACACGGAGCUCAGCUAUGGAGGCGUGGACCUUGACUCUGAACCCGUGGUGUCCUACCCCGAUGAGUACUACCGCCUGGUCCACAACCCUCGAGGUCUGUGCGUGGUCUUCAACAACGAGGACUUCUCGGGGACAGAGCUGUCCAGACGGGGAGGAACUCGCGAGGAUGCAACGGCUCUGGAGAACCUGUUCUCCCGCCUGGGCUUCACGGUCCAGAUCUACAAGGACUUCACUGCAGCAGAGAUCCGCCUUCAGGUCCAGAAUCUGGCCAAAAGAAACUUUCUGCGUGAAGACGCUUUGGUGGUGUGCGUGCUGUCCCAUGGAGAAAAGGGCUGUGUGUUCGGCACGGAUCAGAAGAAGCUGUGGCUGAGAGAACUGACGGAGCCGUUCAGGAGCGGCAGCGUGCCCACCCUGGCCGGGAAGCCCAAGCUCUUCUUCAUCCAGGCCUGUCAGGGCAGCGGCUACCAGCAGGGCUCCCUGCCCAGUCCUGCAGACACACCAGAGGAAGAGGGGGACCAGGAAGAGCAGGUCUUCCAGGAGGACGCGGGGCCCGUGCGCGGCGACACGGUGCCGUCUGACGCCGACUUCCUGCUGGGCAUGGCCACCGUGCCGGAGUGCAAGUCCUUCAGAAACACGACCUCCGGCUCCAUCUACAUCCAGGAGCUGUGCAGACAGCUGGGCCGAUCAGCACGCAGCUCAGACGACGACGACAUCCUGGCCGUCCUCACCAGGGUGAACAGGGAGGUCAGCAAGGGGGUUUAUUUAAGCUUCAAACAAAUGCCGGAGCCCAAGUACACCCUCACCAAGAAGCUCGUCCUCAAGUUUGUGGACAAGUCUACAAAUGUCAAAGUACCAUAAUCUGGAGGACAAAAAGACUGGGAUGUGUUUGCAUGUGUGUAGCUGUGUUUACCUCGGUGGUAUAGACGGCCAGAUGAUUUUAAACUUCUCAUUUUGUUUAUCAGAUGGAAUGAAAAGGAUUGUUUUCCCCUCCCUUAGGAAAUUUUUCAAAAUAAAACAGUAAGACUUGUCCAUCCAUGAAUUGCGUUUUACUUAUCUGACUGUGGGUAACGGGACAGCAGCCUCAGCGGAGACCGGACCCCCUCCCUCUGGGUCCUCCCCAGGAAUACUGGUCAUGAGAGUUCAAUGCUAUUAAAGCACUUUAGACUUUAAAUCAAAGCAUUCCCUUAUUUCUAUUUCUGAAAGGUGGGAACCCUAAACUUACUGUCGGGGCUGGACGACGCUUUAAAAGACGUCUUUGCUCGAUAUAAAGAGUACGGAAGAGUAUUAGGGCCAUGCAGGAGAAAAAAUAUUUGAGAGGGGAAUAUUUUUUUUUAUUGUGCACUUUGAGAAAAAAGUUGAAAUGUCGAGAUAAAUGU
Cololabis saira (Pacific saury) is the source of this 2147-nucleotide messenger RNA. Its product is annotated as caspase-8-like. Gene Ontology annotation, biological process: proteolysis; negative regulation of extrinsic apoptotic signaling pathway via death domain receptors. Bases 157 to 1629 code for a protein of 490 amino acids. NCBI's taxonomy places the organism in Eukaryota, Metazoa, Chordata, Actinopteri, Beloniformes, Belonidae. The transcript is spliced from 12 exons. Gene Ontology annotation, molecular function: cysteine-type endopeptidase activity; protein binding. The record is from RefSeq and is a predicted model, not a curated record.